Lynx canadensis (Canada lynx) is the source of this 2197-nucleotide messenger RNA. It is a transcript of the gene FAM13C, whose product is annotated as family with sequence similarity 13 member C. Lineage: Eukaryota; Metazoa; Chordata; Mammalia; Carnivora; Felidae. The record is from RefSeq and is a predicted model, not a curated record.
UGCGGCUGGGCCCCAGCUGGGGGUGUCGUUACGAGCAUGUGCAACAGCAGCCCAAGCCUUCAGGAUAAUUCCUUCAGCAGCACCGCUGUAACAGAGUGUGACGAAGACACAGUCUCCCUACAUGAAGACCAGACUGAUUGCUCCAGUCUCAGAGAUGAAGACAAUAAAGAAAAUUACCCCGAAGCCGGGACUCUCCUAGAGGAGCCCGCACCACCCUCUCGGGAGCCACAGCAGCAUGUAGAGCAGACCUUGCUGGUGGACGGCGUGCUGCGACCCAGCAUGGGCAACUUCAAGUCCCGGAAGCCCAAGAUCCUGCUCAAGGCAGAGAGCGGGAGGAGCCACGGAGAAAGUCAGGAGACAGAGCAUGUGGUACCCAGCCAGCCAGAGUGUCGGGGGAGAACAGGAAUGCAAGUCCACGAGAGUCCACAAAAUCACCCUUUCAGGUGCCAAGAAACAGUGCGAGUUCAACAAAGAAUCGACCAGAGGGCUACCAUUUGGUCAAAGGACACUUUUGAGACUCGGCAAGAGUUAAAUGAGGUAGAAGCUGCUCAGGUGCAUGGACUCAGACCCAGACCCGUGUCGACCCAGAGUGUGCUUGCAGAAGGCGCAGAUGUUGCAGACCCUGCACCAGCCCACAAAGAUGGGCAGAAUGAAGCAGACAGUGCACCAGAAGACCUCCAGUCUGUCGGGACUAGCAGGCUUCUCUAUCACAUCACUGACGGUGAUAACCCACUGCUGUCACCACGAUGCUCCAUCUUCAGCCAAAGCCAGAGAUUCAACUUAGACCCUGAAUCAGCCCCUUCUCCACCCAGCACUCAGCAGUUUAUGAUGCCACGAAGUUCUUCACGGUGUGGCUGUGGUGAUGGCAAGGAGCCACAGACCAUUACCCAGCUCACCAAGCACAUCCAGAGCCUCAAGCGAAAAAUUAGGAAAUUUGAAGAAAAAUUUGAACAAGAAAAGAAAUACCGGCCUUCACAUGGUGACAAGACUUCUAAUCCUGAAGUCCUGAAAUGGAUGAAUGAUUUGGCUAAAGGUCGUAAACAACUUAAAGAACUAAAGCUGAAAUUGUCAGAAGAACAAGGGAGUGCUCCCAAAGACCCACCUAGAAACCUGUCCUGUGAGCAACCUGCAGUCCCCAGAGAGAAUGGGAAGCCAGAAGCUGUGGGCCCUGAGCCAAGCUCCUCUGGAGAGGACACUCCUGAUACUGUGCUGACAUGCCUAAAGGAGAAGACAGAGCAACUUCCUGCUCAGGAGGAUUCUAAGGUAGCUAAGCAAGACAAGAACCUCAUAAAGCCUCUUUAUGACCGAUACAGAAUUAUCAAGCAAAUCUUGUCAACACCUUCCCUUAUUCCAACAAUUGAGGAAGAAGACUCUGAUGAAGACUGUCCACAGGGAAGCCAACAACCUUCUCUGCCAGAUCCAGCAUCUCACCUGCCUACUGGCGACCACCUCACCUUCUCUAAUGAGACGGAACCUAUUAGGGUCCUGCUGUCAGAUGAAAAAAAAGAAACCAAACAACCAGCCCUAUCCAUGUCCAAUUUACAUGAGGCCACUAUGCCUGUACUUCUUGACCAUCUCCGAGAAACUAGGGCUGACAAGAAGAGACUUCGGAAAGCCUUAAGAGAAUUUGAAGAACAAUUUUUUAAACAAACGGGAAGAAGUCCACAAAAGGAAGAUAGGAUACCGAUGGCAGAUGAGUACUAUGAAUACAAGCACAUAAAAGCCAAACUGAGACUAUUAGAGGUCCUCAUCAGCAAGCAAGAUGUGGCCAAAACCAUCUGAGGUUCAGGAAAUAUUUGUGCUCACUUUCAACCAGGAUAAGGCCAAGUUUCUUUACCUCUGACAUUCUUGCUAAGUAGUUUUGACAUACUGAGAAUCAAAGCACUUUAGUGGUAGUAUUAGCUGUUUUUAAGAAGGGAUGGCAAGUGUAAUUAUAAAUGAGGAUGGAAGAGUUAAAUGGGGGAAAUAUACUAACAAUAUAAUUGGAAAAAUUGCUCCAUGCCAAGGAGAAAACACAUGGUCAGUAUAAUUAUUUCAAAAACCAUCUUAAUAUUUUAUCAAAUCUAAAUAAUACUUGUUCAGUGGGCCACUUGUUAGGAAAAGUCUAUUUUGUGUCCAAAAACUGCUUAUGUUAAAGUGUGGAAAAGAGCAUGAUUUUUAAAAAAUCAAUAAGGAGGGAAAGAAACUUUUCUUUUUA